UUUAGUGAAUUGUUUCAUUCGCAUUCUGCUUUCUUCGGUGUCAUUGUCUCUCAAAGCGCCAAAUUUGGUGAAAAUGGAGAAUGAUCUCAAUCUUAGGCAGCCAAAUCUUCCUACCAGCCGCUCUUCUCUUAAACCCAAUUCCCAUUUCAACAAUUAUGCCCUUUGGAGAGCUAAGCUAAGAGAGAAUUGUUACAAGAGGGUACGAGAGGACAGAACCCGUUUGCUAUGGAAAAUGAGGUUGCCUGCUGCUCAAUCCCUCAAUCACAAGGAUUUUAUCAAAUCUGCUUUUCAAAAUAUAGUUUCUGAUGAACUGAAAAAAUUUAAAGACCUGUCAUCGAAUGACUCUUUGAAGUCAUCAGCUCCUACCACCAAAACUGAUGAUACAUUGUGGGAAUAUGAUGGCCUUCAUAGUGCUUACCAAGGGGAAUGUGAAGAGAUAUUAAUAGACAUGCAAAGGAUCUUUUAUGAGGAUCUCCAGGCUGAACAAACUUCAAAAGAACCAGAAAGCCAUGUUGAAACAUGGGAGGAGCUAGAAGAUGAGUACUUGGCUCGUGCAGUAUAUGAACAUAUGCAAUUGAAUGAUAAGAAAGAGACCUGGUGCCCUAUCUGUAAGCAAGGGAAGCUGCAAGAAAACCGUCAACUUAUUUAUUGCAGUGGCUGUGAACUUAAGCUCAGCAAAGACAAUGAGGUCAAUCUGGAUAUAUUGCGGGUCCGACUAGCAGAUGCCCAUACAGAUCAUCUUAAUCGGGGUUGCAAAUUAAAACCAAAGUUCUGCUGCGAGACAAGUUUUGGUUUAACUGCACUGUACAUUGUUUGUCAGGGUUGCAAUACAUUCGAGGUUGUGGUAUAAUAUCUUUCUUUGUUUGCAUAUGAAAGUUUAAUGUUCAAUUCUAGUUAACUUUUAUCCUAGAUUAACACUUCAUAUAACAGUCAUUGUAUAUCAUCUGAUGUUUCACCUAUAUAAAUAUUCAUUUACAAA
Molecule: messenger RNA, 979 nt
Organism: Mangifera indica (mango)
Lineage: Eukaryota; Viridiplantae; Streptophyta; Magnoliopsida; Sapindales; Anacardiaceae
Exons: 6
Coding region: 74-850 (258 amino acids)
Biological process (GO): protein import into nucleus
Cellular component (GO): nucleus
Source: RefSeq, a predicted model, not a curated record